Molecule: messenger RNA, 1001 nt
Organism: Stylophora pistillata
Lineage: Eukaryota; Metazoa; Cnidaria; Anthozoa; Scleractinia; Pocilloporidae
Source: RefSeq, a predicted model, not a curated record
UAAGGGUUUCUCUCUGUGUUCUCCCAACUUCCGAGAUAAAACGCUGUGAAACCCGGAAAAUGCUUCUAUUCCUCAAAGGAUUAUCAUAUCUGCAAAACUUUCUGACCUGUUUAGUAGUUCUUUCCGUGAAUUUCGGCUAAUUUGACUGCUGUUGGUAUCUUCUGUUUGGCUUAAAAGCUUGGAAUGGCGAAACAUUGCACACCCCAAAAUCUGUUUUCUACUGAUCAAAGAUGAUACGAUGGUAGAUCUAUGGGGUGACACCGGUCAAGACCAGAUCGAGUGGAUUUGCAAAUUACGAUAUGAUGGAUUUGAGCACAAAAGAAUUGGGGAUCUAAUUCCGCUCUCGAAAAUCGAGUUGCCAAAUGGACUGGAAGCAACGUUUGGUGAAAUCAUAGCACUGGCAGGAGAUUUGUACGGCAUACCAGAAGAGCCCAUCAUUCACCCUACCCAGGUAAAAAGCGGUCCCGAACGCCAACGACGCUUUCAUGCCGCAUACAGCACGCUGGCCUACGUACCUAAACAUGAAAUUGAAGAAGAAUACAUGAAGCUUUUAGAUCUCUUAAGCAAAGAAAGCUAUCAAGGUAAACCUCUUGCACCACAAAUAUGGGACAAAGGAACCGGAGGCAAGUGGAUUUAUGGUGGUGUCCCAUACAAAUUCGGAAGGAUGUUGAAAUUAGCCCUUCAUAACUACGACCAUUUUAGCCCUCGCGCUAAAGAAGCCUAUCUAGCUGGCCACCACUUGGCCGUUGAUAAAGCCAGAGAAUCAAGUGAAAAAUACUGGGACGAACGGAGCAGACUACUAGAUGAAGCACUUUCUUUGGAUGCAUUUGGUUGCCAUUUCUGAACAGACAGUUUUUCAAGUGGACAUAUAUAUUAAGUAACUAAAUAAUUACGUGGUUUUAGUACUAGUCCAAUGUUAUGGCUUUAACUUAAGUUUUCUGAAUUCGGGCUAACUUUCAGUUAGUCGACCAGACCACGCUGAAUCCAUCUGAACGCAUAAC